This is a messenger RNA of Fonsecaea erecta, 678 nucleotides long. RefSeq lists its product as hypothetical. The transcript has 3 exons. Gene Ontology annotation, biological process: RNA processing. Gene Ontology annotation, cellular component: nucleolus. Lineage: Eukaryota; Fungi; Ascomycota; Eurotiomycetes; Chaetothyriales; Herpotrichiellaceae. The record is from RefSeq and is a predicted model, not a curated record. The coding region runs from base 1 to 678 and encodes 225 amino acids. Gene Ontology annotation, molecular function: RNA binding.
AUGACAGGAACCAGCGUUUUGUCAGACGAGCAGAUAGACGACCUGCUGGCACAGGCUGAAGCCCGCCUGCGGGAGAAGUCAAAGGCCACAGAUGAAGACGAAAUCAGUUUGGAGAUUGUCAAGCCCACGACGACAUCCAGGAAGAUAAUUCCUAAAUUACACCAUGGCCUUGUCCGACCGAAAUACAUCAACGACAAGCAGGGUGUCGCCGAGACCAAUGCCAAAGCCGUCCUUGAACUACAGCAAAGCCUGCUGGUGGAUGGAUUCAGUUCCGUCGAAACGCCUCACAAAUCCAGGAAGGUGAAUGACCAAACCAGUGCGGGCCCUGACUGGUUCGACAUGCCCAAGACACACUUGACUCCUCAAUUGAAGCGCGAUCUCCAACUCAUCGAAAUGCGAUCAGUGCUCGAUCCGCACAGACAUUACAAGAAGAAUAACAGAAAGGGCAAGGUGCCGACAUUCUCACAGACGGGGACAGUCAUCGAAGGCCCUACAGAGUUUUUCAGCGCAAGAAUCAAUAAGAAGGAUCGGUCGAAGAACUUUGUCGAAGAGGCGAUAGCCACCGAGAGACACACCGGGCGAUUCAAGCGGAAGUACAGCGAAAUCCAAGAGACGAAGACAAGCGGCAAGAAGGCACAUUACAAAAAGCUCAUGGCAAAGAGGAGAAAAAGACCCUGA